Aspergillus costaricaensis CBS 115574 is the source of this 1822-nucleotide messenger RNA. It is a transcript of the gene gfsA, whose product is annotated as glycosyltransferase family 31 protein. The record is from RefSeq and is a predicted model, not a curated record. The coding region runs from base 138 to 1736 and encodes 532 amino acids. Gene Ontology annotation, molecular function: acetylglucosaminyltransferase activity. Lineage: Eukaryota; Fungi; Ascomycota; Eurotiomycetes; Eurotiales; Aspergillaceae. The transcript has a single exon.
UUUAUACCAUAUUUCCAUACGUGACGACUUGCGAGAACGGUUCCAGUGACGACAACCAUUCGUUUCCGGUUGACGUGCUUUUGAGACGAGAGAAAAAUAAAAUUUAAUAAACUCGUCACCGACUUCUACAAUCUCACAUGUUCAAGAAUACUCAUAAUAAUACCGCCAAAAUGCCGAUGUUCCGUAUGAAGACGGUUUUCCCUCUGAUCGCCCUUUUCUCGAUUGGGUUCUUUUUCUGGUGCGUCGAGCGCUUCGACCAGGCUGCCCUUCUGCGUUUUAAGCAUCCAGCCGAUCGCGUCGCUGGUUCAACCCCGCAAAUCCAGUUGCAACCGACACCCCCAUCCAAGGCCUGCGACGUGGACCCUGGUCUUCAGGCUCCUCUGCCCUUCAGCGAAUGGCUUCCUCGCAAGAACUACACCCGUGCCUACUUCCGUCCUCACCAUGUGAGCCCCAAGACCGAGUUCAACUCGCUUGAGGAUAUCGAAGUCCCCGUGCUCCCUCCAAUGACCGUCAUGGAGCGUGGUAUGGUCGUGUCGCCCGAAAACGAGGAACCCCUGCCUUGCCCUCCGAUCAUCGACGUCAACGUUGCUGCUGAUAACGAUGUGGACGAGACCGAUAAGCUCCUGUUCGGUCUGGCCACCACUGCGGACCGUCUGGACCGUCUGCUUCCUUCCCUGCUGUACUCCUAUGGAAACACCAAGGCUGGCUUGAUUGUGCUUGUUCCGGAAUCGGACGACGACAUUCCCAAGCAGGAGGCCUACUUCCGCAACCGUGGCUUGGAUUUGACCCUGAUCCAGUCUCCUUUGGACUUCACUGCUCGUUACUUCGGCCUGGUCCAGGCAUUCGCUGAGACCAUCAGGACCAAGCGCCCUCAGACUCAGUGGGUCAGCUUCAUCGAUGAUGACACUUUCUUCCUGUCCUUGCCGACCAUCGCUGAGGAACUGAAGCUCUUCGAUGUGAACAAGAAGCAUUACAUUGGUGCCCUGUCUGAAGCUAGCUGGCAGGUGGAUACUUUCGGCCACAUUGCUUUCGGUGGUGCUGGUGUUUUCGUUUCCAAGCCCCUCCUCGAUGUUCUGGAGGAAUACUACGAUGAGUGCCAGUCGUGGGGUGAGCAGCCUGGUGACCAGAAGCUCGGCCAGUGCAUCCAGAGAUAUGGAGAGACCCCUCUUACCCUCUGGCCCUCUCUGUACCAGAUGGACAUGAAGGGUGAGGUUGACGGUGUCUACGAGUCUGGCCGCAAGAUCGAGUCUCUGCACCACUGGAACAGUUGGUACACCAAGGAUGUUGUUAAGAUGACCACUGUGGCUGCCGCUGCGGGUCGCCGCUCGGUUCUGCGCCGCUGGGUCUUUGACCAGGAAGAGAUUGUGAACAACGCUACUGGUCGCUCCACCCGUACUUUCUGGGUGUUCACCAACGGAUACUCGCUCGUCAAGUACACCUACGAUGAGAACACUCCUGAUGAUGCGAUCAACUUUGACCACACUGAGAAGACCUGGGAGGAAGACCCCCGUGGUUACGAGGCCCGCCUGGGACCCCUCCGCAACCGUGAUCAGGAAGGUGUCACAAAGGAUCGUUGGUUGUUGCGUGAUGCCUUCGUGGUUGGAGACAAUGUGCACCAGUGGUAUGUGCGUGAAGAAGACGAAGGCCACAGUGUGAUCGAGAUCGUGUGGCUCGGCCCCAAGGGUGGUGGCGGUGCCGGCGUCCGGGACUUUGGAGUCCGGAGGCAACAUCACUAAAGUCCUUGGUCAUGCAACUCAAUGAGAGACCAGACGACCGAUACUGAGGCUGGCCCUUAGGAUCUGUGAAGCUUUUCGAUUCUUGC